UCCAGCGCGCACUUUACGAUGCGACGAUCAGCCAAGUGGCACGAAGGUCCGCCGCCUUCCACAUUCAGAGGUUCAUGAAACCUUCAAGAAUAGACUUUUCAACUUCUGUUUCCACAAUACCUACACCAUGAAACCAGUACCUCAUAUCAUUGGUAACUCCACUGUGAAGACAUCAAAUGCAGACAUGAAUCAAGACUGCUCUGUAUUCUUGGGAAAAGCACAGAUUUCAGCAACUCUUCAGGAAGGUGUUAUACAAAAGCUCAAUGGCCAUGAUGCAUUGCCUUUUAUUCCAGCUGAAAAACUGAAGGAUCUAACAUCACACGUGUUUAAUGGAGAAUCUGGUGCCCAUGAUGCUAUAGUGCGUUUUGACACUCAAGAAAUACAAGGUAUUGGGACUCCACCCAACUCAACACCUACUAAAAAUGGUUCCCCGGAAAUAAAGCUGAAGAUCACAAAAACCUAUAUGAACGGAAAGCCUCUGUUCGAGUCUUCCAUAUGUGGUGAAAGUAGCGAGAGUCCUCCAGAACUCGAAGACACUGAUCAGAAGAGCAAGAGAGGAAAUAAAAGGAAAAGUAUAAAGUUUGAAUCACCUGAAGAUAAAUUGGCCAUUGAAGCUUUGUCCACAUCAAGUUCUUCUGAAUCAUCUGAAAUGAAGACUGUUUCUGAUUUAGAUACGUCUGAUCUCAAAGAAAAGGAGGAUUUGCUUCUUAAGUAUUUCAUUGGAGAUGUGGUGUGGUCCAAAGUCUCUGGCUAUCCAUGGUGGCCUUGUAUGAUAACCUGUGACCCAAUUCUUUACACUCACUCCAAGAUCAAAGGGCAAAGAAAGAGUGCACGUCAGUAUCAUGUGCAGUUUUUUGGGAAUGCCCCUGAAAGAGCUUGGAUAUUUGAGAAGAGUAUAGUACCGUUUAAAGGAGAACAUGAAUAUGAGCAGCUGUGCCAAGAGAGUGCUAAACAGGCAACCACUAAAGCAGAGAAAAGCAAGCUGCUAAAACCAAUAUCAGGAAAAAUCAGAAGUCAGUGGGACAUCGGUAUAGAACAAGCUAAAGAAGCUGUAGAAAUGACUAUAGAAGAUCGAAAGGCCAAGUUUACUUUUGUUUAUAUAAAAGACCGUCCUCACCUUAAUCCAAAAGUAGCAGAGGAAGUUGGUAUCCCAUUGGAUCUAAUUAAAGAAAGUGAUGAAUCUUUUGAUGCAGAGGUUGAAAACCCUAAAAAAGAGGAUGGCAUAUCAAGCAAGAGAAGGCGGUUGUCGAAAAUGUCUGAUGGUGUACAGGAGACACUUACUUUUGAAACUAAUGAAGCAAGCAUUUCUGAAAGUCCAGAACGAAGGGGAUUAAUAGCAUCUCCUGCUACCAAAAAGAGGUCUGGAGCAUAUGGGCCAAGAAGUAAGAAGGGAGAUGCAGUAACCCAGUUCUUGGUAUUUUGUCAGAAGCACAGAGAUGAGGUAGUAAAUGAACAUCCUGAUGCGUCAAAUGAUGAAAUUGAAGAAUUGCUUGAAUCGCAGUGGAAUGUGCUCAGUGAUAAACAAAAAGCUCGCUAUAACACAAAGUUUGCAAUUCUUACCUCUCCUAAGCCUGAAGAAGACUCUGGGCCUGUGUCAGAGGUCACGUUGCGGAACACUCUGCAGCCACUGAAAGGCUGUUACGUGCGUAUCUACAGGGGGAUUGCCCCAGGUGCAUCAAUGAAGAGCAUUGGAGACGCAAAAGUGAACCUGUUCCAGGAGUCGCCAAAGAGGAGAUCAAGAUCAAGAAGUAGUUUGCAUGGAAAUAGUCGAAACUUCACAAAGAUGACACGCAAACGAGCAGAAGAACUGGAUGCCCAAGGAGCUCCUAGAAAACGACUCCGGAUCAAUAACAAGCAAGGGGAACCCAGCAAAGAGAGAACUCCAAGAGUCUGUAGAGCCCGAGACAUUGCCCCACUAAAGAACCAGCCAGCAAUACACAGCCUUUCGGAUGCUUGUAAGCCACUGAAGAAGCGAAGUCGGAGCUCAGCGACAGGAUCCAUUGCACUUGCUCUUAGCAAGACUUCCCCUGUAUCGUUAACUGAGAAUGAGGUUUUGGACUGUCAUGGGGAUGAGCGGUCAGAGUCACAAUCUGAAAGUGCAGAUGAAUCUCAAAUGGAAAUUUCCUUGCUAUCAAAAAGGUCUGACAGAGCAGUGGCAAAGAGAGAGUACUUAUGCCAGUUAUGUGAGAAAGGUGGCCAUCUUAAGCUGUGUGAGGGACUCUGUUAUGCUGCCUUUCAUUUAUCCUGCCUUGGACUUUCUGAAAGGCCAGUGGGGAAAUUUCUAUGCAAGGAAUGUUCGUCUGGUGUUCACGCCUGUUUUGUUUGUAAAGAGAAAAACCCAGAAGUUAAGCGCUGUACUGCAUCUCAUUGUGGAAAGUUUUAUCAUGAAUCCUGUCUUCAAAAGUAUCCUCUCACUGUGUUUGAUAAUAAAGGAUUUCGCUGUCCACUUCAUAGCUGUAUUAGCUGUUAUGUUUCAAACCCUUCUAAUCCUAAAAUAUCCAAAGGUAAAAUGAUUCAGUGUAUUCGCUGUCCAGUUGCCUAUCAUGGAGGUGAGGCAUGUUUGGCUGCCGGAUGCGCAAUCUUAACUGCAACAAGUAUCGUCUGCACCUCUCACUUUUCUGCUAAUAAAAGCAACCGUCAUCAUGAACAUGUGAAUGUCAGCUGGUGUUUUGUGUGCUCGAAAGGAGGAAGCUUACUUUGCUGUGAAUCUUGCCCAGCAGCUUUUCACCCAGACUGUUUGAAUAUUGAAAUGCCUGAUGGCAGUUGGUUUUGCAAUGAUUGCAGAGCAGGGAAGAAACCUAAAUUCCAAGACAUCAUUUGGGUGAAACUGGGAAACUACAGGUGAGGCACUUAAUUUUUUGCUGGUGAUACUUACAUUUGUAUUUAAAGUAACAGGUUACUCUUAUGCUAAAUCAUGCCAGAUGCAUACUCACUUGUAAGUCCUGGGACUAGCAUCCUGAUUGGUUAAAUUCCCAUUAGAGGGAUGUAAAUAAAUAUUUGAAGUAAAAUAUUAUUAUUCAUAUUUUAACCUAGAGAUGAUCAUGUGAUAUUUUCUAGUCAGCUUUUCUUUCAUACAUGUGAUGAAUCCACAAUCCAUUACUCAUUGGAAUUACCUUCCCUACCAUUUGGAGGAGGCAAAGAUUCCCAAACCCCAAGAGCUCUAUAUAACCCCUCACACAUACCUCGUUCUUUUUUUCUAUGCCUCUGUGAGAGGUGAUUGAAGAAUGAAGAUGUGCUUGAUUUUCCUAAGAGUGGUUUUCAGUUAAUAUUGAGACCCAGUUUCUCCUCAGUGUGCAGUGCUUGUCAAAGGGAUGUAUUUGGAGUAUUGUUUAUCAUUCUUUUAUUCACCUCAUUAAAACUUCUUUAUAAACUUUCCUUAAAGGGAUACUAAACCCCAAAAAAAUUCUUUCAUUGAGCAUUCAAUUUUAAUUUACUCCUAUUAUUAUUUUUUCUUCUCUUGCUAUCUUUAUUUUAAAAAGCAGAAAUGUAAAG
Messenger RNA from Bombina bombina (fire-bellied toad), 3492 nucleotides. RefSeq names its product histone-lysine N-methyltransferase NSD2. Lineage: Eukaryota; Metazoa; Chordata; Amphibia; Anura; Bombinatoridae. Gene Ontology annotation, molecular function: histone H3K36 methyltransferase activity. Gene Ontology annotation, cellular component: nucleus; chromatin. Bases 128 to 2845 code for a protein of 905 amino acids. The record is from RefSeq and is a predicted model, not a curated record. Gene Ontology annotation, biological process: regulation of DNA-templated transcription. The transcript has 17 exons.